GUUUUAAACCGACGAAAAAUCGAUUUUUCCAAGAAAAACCGAGUUUUUCCACACCGAAAAUGUCGGUUUCGAGCAACGAUCCGGAGCAGAGGAAUGGACGGGGCAUGGCAAGCGGAAACAACGUGGAUAUGAGCCUAUAUCCUCCGUUUAUUAAGCAGCUCGACGCAAAAUUGCCCGAUUACACACGAGAAGGUGACAUCGAAUAUCCAUUCGAAGAGAUUACGGGUGUCGGAGACGAAAAUAGGAUACGAGGAAAUUGGAGUAACAAGUCGGAUUAUCUGCUAGCAGUAAUUGGUUUCACAGCGGGAGUUGGAAGUUUCUGGAAAUUCCCAUUUCUAGUAUUCCAACAUGGCGGUGCAGCAUUCCUUGUACCAUAUUUAUGUAUGUUAUGCCUCGCCUCACUACCAAUGUUCUUUAUGGAAAUGGUACUUGGACAGUUCUCCUCGUCGGCUGCGAUUAGUGUUUGGAAGGUGGUUCCGUUGUUUAAGGGAAUCGGCUUCGCUCAAGUGACAAUUUCGGGAUUUUUUGCGGUUUUCUUCAAUAUAAUCUCUGCGUGGACACUCUUCUACCUGAUAAAUUCGUUCAGCUUCUCGAUUCCAUGGUCAAAUUGUGCAAAUUCGUGGUCCGGAGAAAACUGUACACUUGGCACCCGAAUCCAGUGUAAAGAGAUGAAUGGGACACUUUUAGUGAAUGGAAGUUGUAUUGUGGAGCACGCGAGCUCCAACGAAACUACAGUAAUCCCACUUCAUGAUCUUGGCUCAAUACCGAGCUUGAAGUAUUUUCACAACGACGUAUUGAUGUUAUCAAAGGGAGUGGACGAUUUUGGAACAUUAAAUUGGUAUCUCGGAUUAUGUGUACUUGCAUGCUGGAUUGCAGUCUUUUUAUGCCUAUUUCAAGGUGUUAAAUCCAGUGGAAAAGUAGUCUACGUGGCCGUGAUAGUACCAUUCAUCAUACUUACAGUACUCCUCACCCGCCUACUCACUUUAGACGGAAGUCUCGCCGCAGUUUUCUAUUUUUUAACGCCGAAAUGGGAAAUACUAAUGGAUUUGCACGUUUGGGGUGAAGCGGCUGUUCAGGCGUUCUAUUCGGUUUCGUGUUGUUCUGGUGGACUAUUUACAAUUGCCAGUUAUUCACGAUUUCAUAAUAAUAUUUAUAAAGACAUCUGGCUCGUGCUCAUCGUUGACGUGAUCGUUUCGCUAGUCGGUUGCCUACUUACCUUCUCUGCAAUCGGAUUCACCUGCUACGAAUUCGCCAUCUCGCUUGACAAAUUCCAUAUCCGAGAUGGUUUCCAUUUGGUCUUCGUAUUCCUAGCAGAAGCGUUAGCCGGUGUAUCAGUUGCUCCACUUUACGCAGGACUAUUCUUCAUUAUGAUUCUGCUCGUUGUCCAUGCAACCCAAAUGUUUGUCGUCGAAACGAUCGUCUCAUCGAUUUGUGAUGAAUAUCCGGAACGUCUUCGUCGAAAUCGUCGCCACGUAUUAACCACUGUCUGUGCUCUCUUCAUUCUGCUCUCUAUUCCAUUUUGUCUCUCAUCUGGGCUCUUCUGGAUGGAGCUUCUCACCCAAUUUGUGCUCACUUGGCCACUGGUUGUCAUUGCAUUUUUAGAGUGUAUGGCUAUUAAUUGGGUAUACGGAGUUGAUAAUAUGCUGGAUAAUGCUAAAUGGAUUGUUGGCUACUGGCCGCCGUGUUAUAUUUUUUGGAAGAUUUUAUUCAAAUUCAUUUGUCCUAUGGUAUAUCUGGCGAUUCUUUGCUUCCUUUGGCUUGAUUGGAACUCAAUUCAAUACGAAUCCUAUCAAUUCCCGUAUUGGUCAAUUCUGACAGCAUGGUGCAUCGCCAGUUUUCCGCUAAUCCUCAUUCCAAUCGUCGGAAUCUGGCAAUUUUGUAUCGCUAAGGGUACAAUUACCCAAAAAUGGUGGAGGGUACUGUACCCGGACGACGCUUGGGGACCCGCGAUGGCAAUACAUCGAGCCGAAAAAUUUCCGCUACAAAUUCCAGAGGCCCGGAGGUUGCUGCUGCCGCCAGAAGUCGAAAUUGCCAGUUCGCGGGGGGUUUUACAGGAAGAAAUGCCAAUGUCCUACGACUACAACACAUCCUCCGCUGCUGACGUCCGCUCAAAUCGAUCAACUGGACAUGGUGCAACCGACGUGCGGAGCGUCGCCGCCACGAACAACACAAUUCCGAAAUUUGAGCGAGAAACUGCGAUCUAGGGGUUUUUUAAGGCACAAAUUCGAAUUCCUCGCCGUUUUUUACCCCUGAAACACGUUUUUAUCAAGUUUUUAGCUCAAUUUUGAAUUUUCCGGGUUACUGUAGCGCCAAAAGUACGCAGAGCCCGCGGUGUUUGCGUACCUGACACCGAAUUUGACGAAAUUGCGCCCAAAUUGGCUGAAAAUCAAGUUGACGAGCAAUUUGAAGGCGCUGAAUUCGAAUUUGAUAAUAAAAAAUUAUGGAAAAAAAUUUGAAAGAAAAUCC
Caenorhabditis elegans is the source of this 2466-nucleotide messenger RNA. RefSeq names its product Sodium-dependent acetylcholine transporter (gene snf-6). Gene Ontology annotation, biological process: L-alpha-amino acid transmembrane transport. The transcript has 11 exons. The record is from RefSeq and is marked reviewed. NCBI's taxonomy places the organism in Eukaryota, Metazoa, Nematoda, Chromadorea, Rhabditida, Rhabditidae. Bases 60 to 2204 code for a protein of 714 amino acids. Gene Ontology annotation, cellular component: membrane; plasma membrane; postsynaptic membrane.